UUCGAUAAACUAGCAUCUCUUAUUAGUGUGCAUACCGGUGAUAACAAAGUGACAGAGGCAAUGACUUGACAAGUGAAGAAAAAUUCACAUCUAUUUUAGAAAUUUUGCUCGAAGAGCUCAUCAUUAGAUCGGCGUCAUGUCGCAAUUACUCAGGGCAUCCAUCCACAAGAAUUUGAGGAACCCCAAAGUUAUUGGAGGAGUAGCAGUUGCACUCUUUGUUGCCUACCAGGUAAAGAGUGGUGCUAGUGUUCUCCACCGCUCUGGACUCGGGGGCCUGCUCACUCGCGACCCGGUAAAGAAAACCGGCUCUACUGGCACAAAUAAUGGCCAACACAAUUCGGACGCACAGGGUGAGGUAACUGGAGAAAAUAGCAGUCCACAACAUUCAGCGAAUCCAUCAAGCUCAUCUACAUUAGUAGGAAAAGACUUUUACAUUCGCCUCAGGAAACUUUUCCGCAUUAUCUUGCCAGGAAUAUGGACCAAAGAAUUUGGAAUUCUGUUUUUACACACUGUGAGUUUAGUGACAAGAACUUUCUUGUCAAUUUAUGUUGCUCAUUUGGAAGGAGGAAUGGUAAAAACAAUUGUUGAUACUAAUCUCAGAGGAUUUAUCUAUCAAAUCAUGAAGUGGUUGGCCCUUGCUGUUCCAGCUACCUUCAUCAAUAGCACAAUACGCUUCUUGGAGUCAAGUCUCUCUCUUGCAUUUCGUACCAGACUCGUUGAUCAUUCCUACAAUCUCUACUUCAAGAAUCAGACCUACUAUCGAGUUGGUAAUUUGGACAGCAGAAUUGCCAAUGUAGACCAGAAUUUGACUGAAGAUGUGACAAUAUUCUGUGAAUCAGUUGCUCAUCUGUAUUCAAGUCUGACAAAGCCAUUGCUGGAUGUAGUGCUGAUGACCAUUGCUCUUGUUCGACUUGCUAGACAGGGCAAUGCAGGUACCAAUGUUCCUGGACUCAUAGCUGGAUCAGUCUUGAUUUUGACAGCUAAGAUCCUAAGGAUGGCAUCCCCUAAGUUUGGAAGGUUGGUAGCAGAGGAGGCACAUCGUAAAGGACAGUUGAGAUUCGUUCACUCCAGGAUCAUCACUAAUGCAGAGGAGAUUGCUUUCUACAAUGGACACGAGGUGGAGCACAGAAAUCUGUUGCAGAAAUACCACUCGUUGAAGCGUCAGAUGACCCUGAUAUUCAAGAAACGUUUGUGGUAUGUGAUGCUAGAGCAGUUUCUUAUGAAGUACAUGUGGUCAGCCUCUGGGAUGAUGAUGGUUGCUAUACCAAUUAUGACUUCCGAAGGACCUACACUAGUGGAUGGAGAGGUAGUGAGUGAAAGUGAGGAGGUGAGUUUAAGAACUCAAGGAUUCACGACAGCAAAAGGUUUGCUCUCAUCAGCAGCAGAUGCCAUUGAGAGAAUCAUGUCUUCGUACAAAGAGGUGACUGAGUUGGCAGGUUACAGCGCCAGAGUAUCAGACAUGCUUACAGUCUUUGAGGACGUCAGUAAAGGGCGUUAUGUCAGGAACACUGUAUCCAACAAUGGAAAGGUCAAAGGUCAGAAAGUAAUCAAGGAAGUAACCUCAUCAGCUGAUCUACGAGGGGAGGUUACCACGACCGACUCUGCGUUGAUCAUAGCAGAGAAUCUGCCUAUCAUCACACCGAACCAAGAUGAGGUCAUCUCAAGCUUGUCAUUAAAGGUUUCUCCAGGUAUGCACCUUCUGAUUACUGGACCCAAUGGCUGCGGGAAGAGCUCUUUGUUCAGGAUCCUGUGUGGUCUUUGGCCCGUCUACAGAGGCAAGCUAGUCAAACCAGAUCCACAUCAUAUGGUCUUCAUACCACAAAGACCAUACAUGUCUCUUGGCACAUUGAGAGAUCAGGUCAUCUACCCAGAUUCCUUGAAAGAGAUGGCCAAGAAAGGGAUGACAGAUGAUGAUCUAGAGAACAUCCUUGGUAUAGUCAACUUACAGUACAUUGUGACAAGAGAAGGAGGAUGGGACUCAGUGAGCGAUUGGAAGGAUGUAUUCUCAGGGGGAGAGAAGCAAAGGAUGGGCAUGGCAAGGCUCUUCUAUCACAAGCCCCAGUUUGCCCUUCUUGAUGAGUGUACUAGUGCUGUAAGCAUUGAUGUUGAAGGCAAGAUAUUCCAAGCUGCAAAAGAUGCUGGGAUAAUCAUGUUAACGAUCACACACAGACCGUCACUAUGGAAAUACCACACCCAUCUCCUCCAGUUUGACGGGACCGGUCAGUGGCGGUUGGAGGAACUUGACACCGCGGCUCGUCUCAGCCUGAACGAAGAGAAGCAACGUCUUGAAUCCCAACUCUCUGGUAUCCCUGGCAUGCAGGAGAGACUCAAUGAACUGUGUGAGAUCUUGGGUGAAGACUCGGUGCAGAGGACAGUGCCCUCUAAAGAUAAGAAGAAGAAUGGGAGCGACGAGGAGGAGGAGGUUGUGGGAGAAGGAGGAGGAGAAACAAGGAAUGGAGCACCGGAAGCUGCCGAGAGUGACCAGUGAUGGAGGCACAGAAGACAAUCAAUCGGUCUACAUGAUUUGCCAGAACAAAGAGAGAGAGAGAGAGAGAGGACAUUACAUAGUGUAAAUGAAGUUUUGCGCAGUGCUAUGAGGAUUGAGCGGUUUUGACACCUUAUUAAGGGAUCAAGCAAAAUGUAAGCAAUAGUUUGAGCAAAGCAGGCAUCAAAAGUAGCAUAUGAAAUGAGCUGCUAUUAAAUUUCUAUUUUAUAGAAUUUAGAUCAGUAUGUAUAGUGAGCUUGUAUAAGUCUAGGUUAAGGGUGCUUUAUAUUUGUUUUGAACAAAAUUCCCGGACUAAAAA
Strongylocentrotus purpuratus (purple sea urchin) is the source of this 2804-nucleotide messenger RNA. Its product is annotated as ATP-binding cassette sub-family D member 2. Gene Ontology annotation, molecular function: ATP hydrolysis activity; ABC-type transporter activity; long-chain fatty acid transmembrane transporter activity. Gene Ontology annotation, biological process: long-chain fatty acid import into peroxisome; very long-chain fatty acid catabolic process; peroxisome organization. The record is from RefSeq and is a predicted model, not a curated record. Gene Ontology annotation, cellular component: peroxisomal membrane. NCBI's taxonomy places the organism in Eukaryota, Metazoa, Echinodermata, Echinoidea, Camarodonta, Strongylocentrotidae.